Rhopalosiphum maidis (corn leaf aphid) is the source of this 1347-nucleotide messenger RNA. RefSeq names its product alpha-tocopherol transfer protein-like. Gene Ontology annotation, cellular component: membrane. Gene Ontology annotation, molecular function: phosphatidylinositol bisphosphate binding. The record is from RefSeq and is a predicted model, not a curated record. Bases 89 to 1039 code for a protein of 316 amino acids. The transcript has 7 exons. Lineage: Eukaryota; Metazoa; Arthropoda; Insecta; Hemiptera; Aphididae.
AACGAUUUGAUCGCCGACGGUCAAUGAGUCUAUACCUAUUGUGCUCGAAUAGAAAACUAACGGUCUCGUUUUUCAAAAAUAUUUAAUCAUGCCUUUAAUAGACGACGAAUCUGGAAUCGUACUCAAGGAAUCCAUAAAAAUUAAAGAAAAAUCAAUUGUGCCAAUAACAGCAGACGAAGAAUAUGCAAAAAAUCCAGAAAUAUCCAAAGAAAAUAUAGAAGAAUUAAGAAAAUGGAUUGCAACACAACCACAUUUACCACAAAAUAUUCCAGAGGAAAUGCUGAUACUUUUUUACCACAGUUGCUUUUUUGAUAUGGAACAAACCAGAAAUUGCAUAGAAAUUUACUAUACACUUAAAACAGAAACUCCAGAAUUUUUCGCAAAUCGUGAUAUUUCCAGGCCAGAACUUGUCAAUGCCUUGAACAUUUUAGAUUACGGUUGUUUGCCGAUUCGCAGCCCAAAUGACUACCAAAUCAUCUACCACAAAUUACGAAUUUUCGAGGCCAAUAAAUAUGUGUUUAACGAUGGUGUAAAGUUGUUGAUUAUGGCAAUGGAUGCGUGUUUCAAGGUGGACGGUACUUGUCCCGGGUAUAUAUUCUUAUUUGACAUGCGCGGUGUCCGAUUGGGUCAUCUCACCAGACUGAGCAUAUCUUCACUCAGAAAAUUCUUCACUUUUAUACAAGAAGGUUUACCUGUUCGUCUAAAGGGUAUACAUGUCCUAAACACGCAGUCAAUUGUUGACAAAAUUAUGAUGCUGUUAAAACCUUUCAUGAAAAAGGAGCUGUUGAGUAUGGUGCACUUCUACACGGAAAGGGACGUAGAGAAAAUUUACGGAGCGGUGCCGAAACAGUGUCUGCCCGAAGACUACGGCGGUCUGGCGCAAUCCAGCGAGAAAACGCACGCUCAAUUUGUUGAAUGGAUGAAAUUAAUGAAGCCUUUAUUAGAAAAUGACUGUCAAUACAAAGUCGAUGAAUCAAAGAGGCCAAAAAAGAGUAAGAAGUCCGUAUCAACUGCAUUUAAAUCGUUGGAAAUUGACUGAUGUUACAAACACUAUUACAAAUUACAAUGCUUUAAUGUUGCUCACAUAUAUACAUAUAUUUAUAUCAAUUAUCGAAAGAUGAAAAGAACCGCAAUUUAUAACGACAUAUUCACGGAUCGGGUAAAAAUAAGGUUAUUUAUAAAUAUUUAUUUAACUUAUUUUGUUAAAAAAAAAUACUUAACUGAUAUUGUGGUAAAUGUAAUUUUUUUUUUUAUUAUUAUAAUCAUAGGAAAUUACGUUAACUAUAUUAUGUUCGCGACACUGUACACAAACUGCACAAUUAUAUAUAGAUAUAAGUAUUUAGUUAU